GCUUUCCGUCGAAAAGCUAUUGCAGGAGCAGGGUUAGGGUUGAUUCAGCAUCGAUUUACUACCAGCUCUCCAGUUGCCAGUCCUCGUUUUGUAAGAUUUCAAUGUCAACCUUCAAGGACAAAGUAAUUAUUGUCACCGGCGCCAGCUCCGGCAUUGGAGCAGGUUGUGCUGUCCACUUGGCUGGCCUCGGUGGCCUCCUGGUAAUAGUGGGUCGCAAUGCCGGCAAUUUGAAGGAAACAGCUGACAAAAUUGUAGCCGCCGGUGGAUCAGCGCCCUUGGAGUUGCUGGCCGACAUGACCAAGGAGUCCGAGGUGGAACAGAUAGUGACCGCCACUCUAGCUAAGUACGGACGCAUCGACGUUCUGGUCAAUAAUGCAGGAAUCCUGGAGACCGGUUCUAUUGAGAAUACCAGCCUGGAGCAGUUUGAUCGCCUAAUGAACACCAAUGUGCGGUCCCUGUACCAACUCACCAUGCUGGCCACUCCGGAGCUGAUCAAGAGCAAGGGAAAUAUUGUGAACGUGUCGAGUGUGUGUGGACUAAGGGCCUUUCCCGGUGUCUUGGCUUACAACGUAUCCAAGGCCGCCGUUGAUCAGUUCACGGCCUGUGUGGCCCUCGAGUUGGCCUCGAAAGGAGUUCGUGUAAAUGCCGUGAAUCCCGGUGUAAUAAUCACCGACAUUCAUAAGCGCGGCGGCAUGGACGAGGAGACUUACGCCAAGUUCCUUGAGCACUGUAAAAUCACCCAUGCCUUGGGUCGGCCUGGAGAUGUCAAGGAAGUGGCGGCGGCCAUCGCAUUCCUUGCCAGCGACGCAGCCAGCUUCAGCACAGGUGUUAGUCUGUCCGUGGACGGUGGUCGCCAUGCCAUGUGCCCUCGUUAAUUUACGAAAGAGGAAAAACCGAUCACCUUUUGCAUUGAAUGAGUUUUUUGAUAAUUAAUAAAUAAGUCUAUAAUA
Messenger RNA from Drosophila kikkawai, 950 nucleotides. Its product is annotated as 3-oxoacyl-[acyl-carrier-protein] reductase-like. The record is from RefSeq and is a predicted model, not a curated record. Lineage: Eukaryota; Metazoa; Arthropoda; Insecta; Diptera; Drosophilidae. Gene Ontology annotation, molecular function: oxidoreductase activity.